CAGCAGCAGCUAUGUUCUGGAAGUUUGACCUGCACACGUCGUCCCAGCUAGAGGCCCUGCUGGAGAAGGAUGAUGUCACACUCACUGAGCUCAUGGAGGAGGAGGACGUACUGCAGGAGUGCAAGGCCCAGAACCGCAGGUUAGCCUUUAGCAUUAACACCUGCCAUAGAAAGCACACUGUUUAUUAGCAUAAGUUUUAGCAUUUCCAAUAGGAAAUGGUGUCAUGCUAAUGCUAACGAGUGUCUCUUGGCUCCUCUCUGGGCCCAAGGCUGCUGGUCUUCCUGUCCCAGGACACCUGCAUGCAGGAGCUGCUGCACCUCAUCACCACAGAGCCCCCUGCUGGCCUGGAAGAAACAAGACGUUUUAAGUGAGUACAUUUACAUUUUAGUCAUUUAGCAGACGCUCUUAUCCAGAGCGACUUACAGGAGCAAUUAGGGUUAAGUGCCUUGCUCAAGGGCACAUCGACAGAUUUUUCACCUAGUCGGCUCGGGGAUUAGAACCAGAGACCUUUCGGUUACUGGCACAACGCUCUUAACCACUAAGCUACCUGCCACCCUAACAAGACACUAGUGAUCACCCUUGUGCAGAAAAUAUAAUUGACUUAUUCAAAUAAUAUUCGCUGAGGCUGAUUUUUUUUUUCAUCACUCACAGCCAAAGAUGUUAACAUUUUAUAUUAAUUCAAUGUCAGCCAUGUUUUCACCUCCACAAUUGCAGCAUUCAUCAAAGAACAGUAGCAUUGAUGAAGUGAAUUUCGUUUCUCCAUCCAACAUACAGGUCAGACGUGCACCAACCACUCCAUCGAUGUCUUCAGUAAUAUCCUCUGCCUUUAUUUCUUGCGCCACCCCAGAAAUAACCCCCUUGAUAUGCGCCCGGUUACGAAAACCCAUGCAGGAAACAUUCCACUCCGAUAUCUUUGAAUCUUAAAACACGCUUCUUCUGCUCCGCAGACACACACAUCUAAAUAAAACCACUUCUUGUGACUCACGGACUCCACACUUUCCUCCAACACAUUCCAGAUUUUCCUCGAGACAUUAAACGGAUUUCCCAAAUAGCAUUGAUCCAAAACCCUCACUGCGACUAAACGAAUCGUGGUUUGAUAUUUUCCACCACAGCUUUACUUCUCCUUUCCUUUGUUCUUCACCCCUGUAACCCACUCAUUCUCACUUUCUGUACUAUUAGCUUCACCCGACUGACUAGACCAGGGAUCAUCAACUAGAUUCAGUCGCGGGCAGAUUUUUUUCUUGAGUGGGUGUUUGGGGGGCCGGAACAUAAUUAUAAAUAAUUUAUAGACCACAAGAAACCCAAACAGAUAUAAUAUUUCACUAAAAGUUAACCAUUUCAAACCUUGCUUACAUUUACAGUGAGGGAAAAAAGUAUUUGAUCCCCUGCUGAUUUUGUACGUUUGCCCACUGACAAAGACAUGAUCAGUCUAUAAUUUUAAUGGUAGGUUUAUUUGAACAGUGAGAGACAGAAUAACAACAACAAAAAUCCAGAAAAAUGCAUGUAAAAAAUGUUAUAAAUUGAUUUGCAUUUUAAUGCGGGAAAUAAGUAUUUGACCCCUCUGCAAAACAUGACUUAGUACUUGGUGAUAAAACCCUUGUUGGCAAUCACAGAGGUCAGACGUUUCUUGUAGUUGGCCACCAGGUUUGCACACAUCUCAGGAGGGAUUUUGUCCCACUCCUCUUUGCAGAUCUUCUACAAGUCUUUAAGGUUUCGAGGCUGACGUUUGGCAACUCGAACCUUCAGCUCCCUCCACAGAUUUUCUAUGGGAUUAAGGUCUGGAGACUGGCUAGGCCACUCCAGGACCUUAAUGUGCCUCUUCUUGAGCCACUCCUUUGUUGCCUUGGCCAUGUGUUUUGGGUCAUUGUCAUGCUGGAAUACCCAUCCACGACCCAUUUUUAAUGCCCUGGCUGAGGGAAGGAGGUUCUCAGCCAAGAUUUGACGGUACAUGGCCCCGUCCAUCGUCCCUUUGAUGCAGUGAAGUUGUCCUGUCCCCUUAGCAGAAAAACACCCCCAAAGCAUAAUGUUUCCACCUCCGUGUUUGACAGUGGGGAUGAUGUUCUUGGGGUCAUAGGAAGCUGGAGACUAACUCCCUCACUAACUUUAAGCAUCAGUUGUCAGAGCACCUUACCGAUCACUGCACCUGUACACAGCCCAUCUGAAAUUAGCCCACCCAACUACCUCAUCCCUAUAUUGUUAUUUAUUUUGCUCAUUUGCACCCCAGUAUCUCUAUUUGCACAUAAUCUCUUGCACAUCUAUCAUUCCAGUGUUAAUACGAAAUUGUAAUUAUUUUGUACUAUGGCCUAUUUAUUGCCUUACCUCCAUAACUUGUACACACUGUAUAUAUAUUUUCUGUUGUAUUUUUUGACUUUAUGUUUUGUUUUACCCCAUAUGUAACUCUGUGUUGUUGUUUUUAUCGCACUGCUUUGCUUUAUCUUGGCCAGGUCGCAGUUGUAAAUGAGAACUUGUUCUCAACCGGAAAUAAAGGUGAAAUAAAUUUUUUUUAUAAAAACACACACAGUCAGUCAGUCAGUGGGAAACUUUGCUGAGUGUGUGUUCCAGGCACCCUAACAUAGCGUGUGAGCUGCUGACGAGUGAUGUGGGAGUGAUAAAUGAUAAGCUGGGUGGAGAGAAGCCCCUGCUGGAUACCCUGUACUCUUUCCUGGAGCAGCCACCUCCCCUCAACCCCCUUCUCGCGUCCUUCUUCAGCAAGACCAUCGGAAACCUCAUCACACGCAAGACCGAACAGGUACAGUAACACCAACUCUCACACACAGUUGAUCGUUUUAUUCUGGUUGUGUUGUAGUUUCAUUGUGGCUGUGAUUCAUUUUCUGCAGAAGAAGGAAUGUUUCCUCUCUUUAGUGUAGAGCCCUAUAAAAUCUGCGUUGUGGAAAACACGCACGGAAUCACGGAAUCCAGACAUUAAAACAGAAUUCAACAAUAUUCCAAAUGUAUUGCACUUAGUAGGAAAUCAACUAAAUGUAUUGAACUUAUUAGAAAAUGCAUCAGUGAUUCGUAUUUUCCUGCAACUUUCUGAAACGGCACAGGUGUGUUUGUGUGUGUGCUGCGGUGCACUGCGCUGCGCACCAGGGCUUCUGGCCGCUAGCCGGUAAUAGCAGGCUUCUGGCCGUAAAGAAAGUAAUAGAUAAGCCAAUAAAUAGAAUUGGUACCGGCCAAUUGACCGGGAGAAGAAUAAAUAAUCCUAUUGCGAAAUAAUGCUCAUUCAUAUGUAGCCUAGGCCUAUAGGUUGUAUGAAUUUGGGAAAUACCGUCCCACAACUGUCCCAGAGUCUGUUUGGGCUAUUUCUUUCUCGACAAGCUGACCAAUAGAAUAGGUAAACUUUUCUACUAUGGUGGAUAGUAGAUUGACAUAGGCUCACAAGCAGCACCUCCAUAAGGCUAGGGGAAGCUUUCCUUAAGUAAAUUGAAUUAAAUUGCCAAAAUUAUAUAGGCUAACUAGCCUACUCCUGUGUCUACAGAAAUAUAUAAAAUCAUUCAAAAUAAGCUACUAAAGCAUGAUUUGGCCAAAGAGGAUCAUUAGCUUCCCUAGCCUUAAAAAAAUAUUAUAAUUGUGGAUUGUUUAAAUCGCAUUGCCUACAGUCGGCAGGAAAGACAGCUCGCGCAAUUUGGGCAGCACACGGGCAAAUACCAAAUAGAUGAUUGUUGAAUUGCGACUGUCAGUGAAAAGUAGAGGCCCAGCCAGGCAUAUCGCAAUAUUUCAAAAUUCAAUCGCGGGAAAACAUCGUUUGGAAAGCAAAUGGCUAUUGCUGUAAAGGGAAGACAAUGAAAAUACUAAUCUGUCUUUUAGUUAUCAAAAUUCUUAACUUAAUUGAGCGAACAACAGUAGGCCUAUAGCUUAUCUUAUUGGCACCAGCGGAGAGCGGCCAUAUCCCCGGUGAGUGUGCACUGCUCAUAUUCACUCUUUAUUAUUGUUGGGUCAGUGCCACUUAAAAGUUUGUUUUUGGACAAUCAUUUCCUCCUCCAGUUUAGAUGGACGUCAUAUUCUAUUUGUUUCUCCCCUUCUCGUAGGCCUAUUAUAUGGACAACGUUGUUUUUAUUGAUUUGUUUGUCAGUGUCCGCAGAGUAGGCUACCCUGUAAUUUGUCGUAUUAAAAAAGAUUCUGCUAAUGUCUCCAGUCAUAUAAAGUGUAGUAGAAUUGCAUGAAAUGUGUUUUUCCCAUGCAAAGAAAGAAGAACCAUAGCUGAUAUCGCCCAGGCCUCUACGCUAUACGCGCUCAGCCAUGCAUUAAAUACUAUUUAAUGCGAACAGUGAUUGAGUUAUAUUAUCAGCCUAAAUUAUGACUAUCCAAUAUACUCAUCACAUGACGAAUAGUAGACUAUCUUACAUAAGUCUGCAAAUGCAAUAAUGCAUGCAAUGCUUUAUUAUAAAGGUUAAUUACUUCCCCAAACUUGAAACUCACGCGCCGCCUAUGCAUAGGCUAGUGAUUUUGCUGUUCGUUACUUGUCUUGUUGGCUGAGAAAAGUAAAUGUAGACAGUUAUUCUAACUUCUUCAAAGUGUGCGGUAAGAACACACGUCAUUUCAUCCUCGACUUGCAUGUUCUGUUAAGAUUAAUUACCAUAAUCUAAAUGUGAUUUCUGUCAUUCUGAGCACCCUAAUCAGGUUACGCACCCAAUGCAUAUGGGUUCGGUAAAUUUCUCAAAAGUUCGGCAAAUUUAAAAUGUUGCUGGUCAAAUGUCCGGCGCCACAUUUUCAUAAUGGAAACCCUGCUUAUGUCUACACUAUGUGUAGCCGUUAGUGAUGAUGCUAAUGUAACUUUCUUCUGGUAGAAAUGGAAAGGCUUUCUCAAAAACCUUCUCAAUUAAAUAUGAAUUACAAAGUAGCCUAUGCCUACCUGGCAGAAUUAUAUAAUGAUUAAUUGCAUCAAUCCAGUGGCCAUUUGUUUUCCAAUCUCUGCAAUCACAUGAAUCUGUUUUAUUUUUUGCCUGAUUCCGUUUUGUUUUUCCAGGUUUCCGUUAUUCCCAGUUUUCACUCUCAAAAUCAAAGUCUACAAUAAUGCUUAAAAUGCAUCAGGAGACCAGUUUAGAGGUGUAACAAAAAAAAAAAAUGUAUUUUAGGGUGUAGUUACACUUUAAUGCAAGUGCAAACCAGCAAGAGACUGUUGUUUGGUUGUUCUCUACCAGAAGAAAGUUCUCAUUAGCAUCAUCACUAACGGCUACACAAAGCUACAGAAAAUUGCUAACCAAACAACCAUCUCUUGCUGGUGUGCACUUGCAUUAAAGUGUAACUACACCCCAAAAUACACAUUUCAUUUUUUCCCCCCAGACCUAAAGUGAUCUCCUGAUGCCUUUUAAGCAUUGUUGUGGACUUCGAACAUCCGGUUUAGUUUUUUUUCUAUAAAAAGUUUGGUUUUGAGAGUGAAAACUAGGAAAAAAGGAAACCUGGAAAAACAAAACAGAAUUUGGGAAAAACUAAAUGGAAUCAGGCAAAAAAUUUAACACAUUUUAUAGGGCCCUACUUGGGUAGAUAAUAUUGGUUGUAAUAAUUUUGUUGUAUGAUGUAAUAGCCUAUAUUGUUGUAUGAUCAUUGAAUUUUGGUCUUUAGAUGAUCUGGUUGACAGGUAGUUGUGUUGUGGUCUCUAGGUGAUCUCCUUUCUGCGGGGAAAGGAGGGUUUCCUGGGUCUGGUCCUGAAUCACAUCAACACAUCAGCCAUGAUGGACCUCCUGCUACGCCUCAUCAGCUGUGUAGAACCUGCUCCUCUCAGACAGGACACACUCAACGUACGACACACACACACACACACACACACACACACACACACCCUCAGUGUGUGGUAAAGUAUGUAAUAGUGUUUUUGUGUUCCCUCUGCAGUGGUUAAAUGAAGAGCGGCUGGCCCAGAGGCUUAUAGAGCUAAUCCACCCUGGGAAAGACGAGGAGGUAAGACCGACACACACCCACUCUACUGAUGACUAGAGAGUGCUGUCAGAGGUGUAACGCCAGCCGUGUGUGUGUUUCAGAAACAGUCAAAUGCAUCCCAGACUGUGUGUGACAUCAUCCGUCUGAGCAGAGACCAGGCCAAUCAGCUCCAAGAGAACUCUGAGGCUGACCCUCUGCUCGCCGUGCUGGAGUCGUAAGUCACACUUACACACACACACAUACACACACACACACACACACACACCUACCUAUAAUGUCCUGUGUGUUCCUGCAGGCAGGAGUGUGUGGGUCAGCUGCUGGACAACAUGUUUGUGGGCGAGAGGACAGAGAGCUGCAUCAUCUACGGAACUCAAGUCCUUCUCACCUUACUGGAAAUCAGGAGGCCAGGGUGGGUGUUCUAUUCUCGCAUACCUAAAAAGCCCCUAGAGAUCGCCAGCUUGCAGUCCUAGAAAAGGGAAAUGAGUUAGCAUUUUCUACCUCUGUUUCUGGUUCAUUCCUUUGGGGGAAAUGAAUGGGGUUUUGGGAUAUGCGCUGAAAGUAAGGUCCGAGGUAACUCAGGCUUAGGAGAUCUUAUACGUUUUGUUCUAUGAGAUAAUAUCAGUCAGUUAACAUGACCUUUAUGAAUUAUGAAGCCUUUAUGUGCUUGUUUUGAUUACAUAAAUGCUUCAAAAUCCACAUAAAGUGAUGUUGGCUGAUGAUGAUUUCAUAGAACAAGACAUAUAAGAUCUCUUAAAGGGUAGGUAGCAUAAGCGUAACCACAUGUGACAUGGAUUUCCAGUAGUAUACGCGUCAAAAGUCCUAAUGCAAAGUUACACCUCACUUUUCAAUUUUUCGAGUUAUUACAUAAAACCGAUCAGAAUGCCGAAGUAAUGUCGGAAAAUGUUUUUGGAGGAUGUGACGUAAUAUGGAGGACCCGGCAAGCCAGCCUAUUCCCUAUCAUGUAAACUCCCAACAGAAAUAACGUCAAAUGUAUAACUUCAAAUUAUUUGCACUCAUGACUACUUGAUUCAAUGUAAUUGUCUGCCAUUUUACAAGCAAAUACUUAAUUACUGUAUUGUUACAAGUAUGAAAAUGUAUGCACUCACUAACUGUAAGUCACUCUGGAUAAGAGCAUCUGCUAAAUGACGUAAAUGUAAACUAAGUUACUAAGUCUUUGACCACACCAUGUUGUUACAUUGGCGAGUAAAAACUCAUGCUUCCUACCCUUUAAGCCUGUGUUUACCACAGACCUUUUUUUCUGAGUUUAUUCAAAAACCACCUUAAUUUCCUAAUAGGCUUUGGCCAACGAGCCAUGGCGGAGUUAGCCUCUGUUAUUGCCUACAAAAAGACACCAUUACUAUUGCUCUGUAUUAGAUAGGAUGCAUAGGAAUGUGGUCACAGCCCCUCUUUGGUUCCACUGCACACACACCUCUUAUGACAGGAAGUAAUUUCUCAAAAGCUACUGCCCAUGGAUAGGGGGUGUAAAUGGAAAAGUUGUGACUGAUCUAGAUGCGUAUCUAAAGAUGCCCAUCUUACCUGUGUGUGUGUUUCAGGGUGGAGGGUGUGUUGGAUGUGUGUGUUCAGGGACAUGAGAGGUGUGUCAACAGCAGCAUCCUGCAGGCCAUCCAACCCCACCUCACACACUACCACCAACUACUGCUGGAUCCACCCAGGGUAAACUCGCACACGCACGCACACACACACACACACCUUCAACAAACAUACAUCCUGUAUUCUCUGACUUAAUCACCCAUACAGUCUUGCGCUGUUAUGCCAUGUAUAGUUUCAGAGCUGUAAUGUCAGCUAUUCAACACAUCCUAAAACUCAAUGAUGUGUGUGUGUGUGUGUGUGUAGGUGACCCCCAUGCUUACCAGUCUAGGUGUGUUGGAGGUGCCACUGGGUAACUGUCGUCUCCAUGUGGCCAGACUGAUGGCCUCGCUGCUACAGACCACUAACACCAGUUAUUACACCUGUUGUAACAACACCAUUUAUAACAACACCGUCACACUGGAGCUCUGCAGACUCAACACCAUAAACAUUCUACUGGUCAGUACACGCACACCAUGUCCUGGUUUGUAUACACCUUUACAUCUUUUAUCCGUUAACUUGUUUUUGUUGUGUUGCAGGACCUGUUCUUUAAGUACACCUGGAACAACUUCCUGCACUUCCAAGUGGAGCUGUGUGUGGCAGCCAUCCUCAGCCACUCUGCCCAGGAGCAGAGGCCCCUGGUCGCCCUGGUUACCCAGGAAAAGCCCAGGCUUCAGCAGGAGCCCCAGGAGAAGCAGGCCUCGCCUGGCCCCACCCCCCCACUGCCCUCUGUUCCUCCUGACAUCUCCACACAUAACCCACUGGUGACCCAUGUACGUGUCUGUCUGUCUGUCUCUCUAUCUCUGCCUGCCUGUGUGUCUCUGUAACAUUCUCUCUCUCUUUCUCUCCAUCUGUAGUUGUUUCAGGACUGUCGUCUGGUUCAGAGGAUAUUGGAGGCCUGGGAGGAGAAUGAUAAGAUUCAGUAAGACACAAAAAACUGUUAAACAGAUAAACAAUUCAGCUAUUUUUGCACCUGUUUUGUCAUCUGUGAUUGGUGUGUUAUAGUGUGUCACGAGUGUAGUGUGUUAACGUUUAUAAAUGUAAUUGUGUGUGUUACAUAUUGGCACAAACGUGUGUGUGUGUGUGUUCUCAGGGCGGAGGGGGGUAUGAGGAGAGGCUACAUGGGUCACCUGACUAGGAUCGCCAAUACUGUAGUCUGUAACAUGGAGAAAGGACCGGUACACACCCAGAUCAGCAGCCUCAUUACAGGUAGGGCUGUGUGAGUUACUUAGGGUUACGGACAUAAAAAGCCUAGUGUAGAAUAACUGUCUGUGUAUGUGUAAAGAUGUCUCUACUGUGAAUGUCUGUGUGUUGCAGAGCUGCUUGAGGAUUGCAAGGGGCGCUGGGAGACCUUUGUAGACCAGGACCUGACAGAGAUCAACAGGAAGAACACUGUAGACCUGGUACACACACCUGCUCACACACACACACACACACACACACACACACACCUGCUCACACACACACACACCAUCAAAUACAUACACACGUAAAACCCCUGGCCUCUGUGUGUUCCAGGUGUCUCACAACCUGCGCUCCUCCAGUGAAGACGAUGACAGACAGAGUCCCUUCCCCAAAGAGCUGUCACUGCAACAAGUACACACACACACGCAUGUAUUUACAGAUAGUCAUCUACUGCUCCUACUCUGUCCUGGUAACUACCAUAAUCCAGUUCUGUUUUCUAUGGCUGCUAUCUUCCAGACAUUCUCAGACUAUCAGAUCCAGCAGAUGACUGCUAACUUUGUGGAUCAGUUUGGCUUCAAUGACGACGAGUUCUCAGAACACGGCGACAACAUCAAGUAAGACACACCUACAGCAUCAAGUAAGUCCUCUAAGUGGUUCUGACUUGAUUGUGACUGUGUAUGUUAUGUGCUGCAGCGCCACCUUUGACCGGAUCGCAGAGAUUAACUUCAAUGUGGACACAGAGGACACCGUAAGUGACUGAGUCCAUAGCCUCUAUCUCCUAGGAGCUUCCAUUUAAAAUUAAUUGUCUGAGUCAUUACCUAAACUGGUCAACGAGUACAGUAAUGCAGGGAAUCUAUAUGCCUACAUUGUGGUGUGUGUGCGUGCAUGUGCAGGCUAAGACUGUGGCGUUUGAGGCCUGCACUAAGGAGAAGAUCCAGUCGUUUGAUGACAACGAAGAGGAAGAUAUCUGGGAGGAGAGAGAGAUCAACUAUACUACACACACCAGGUCCAGGACCAGGUAUACAAACACACUUAGAUUAACAAUACAACACACCAGGUCUAGGACCAGGUAUACAAACACACUUAGAUUAACAAUACAACACACCAGGUCUAGGACCAGGUAUACAAACACACUUAGAUUAACAAUACAACACACCAGGUCUAGGACCAGGUAUACAAACACACUUAGAUUAACAAUACAACACACCAGGUCUAGGACCAGGUAUACAAACACACUUAGAUUAACAAUACAACACACCAGGUCUAGGACCAGGUAUACAAACACACUUAGAUUAACAAUACAACACACCAAGUCCAGGUCCAGGACCAGGUAUACAAACACACUUAGAUUAACAAUACAACACACCAGGACCAGGUAUACAAACACACUUAGAUUAACAAUACAACACACCAAGUCCAGGUCCAGGACCAGGUAUACAAACACACUUAGAUUAACAAUACAACACACCAGGUCCAGGACCAGGUAUACAAACACACUUAGAUUAACAAUACAACACACCAGGUCCAGGACCAGGUAUACAAACACACUUAGAUUAACAAUACAACACACCAGGUCCAGGACCAGGUACACACACACACACACACACACAUAACGCUCUCUCUCUUGCUCUCUCAGGUUUGGGGGGUCGCGGACGUCUGUUGGAUCGGCUCAGAGUGAUGGGGUGAGCGAUACUCCUGAUAGGUCAACAGGUUCUGACACUGAGGAGUGGGAGGUGCCUAAUGAGUUCACAGGUCAGACAGAACACAGCAAGAACAUCAGCCAGACUGAGACUGCACAGAGUAAGGACGACUAUUUGAACCCAGGUCUGCUUGUGUGUGGGUAUUUCAUGUUUGCUGUGAGCUGUUUUUGUUUGUGGGAUGUUUUUGUGGUUGUAUGUGGUUAGUUUUCUUUGGUUGUGUGUUGCUGUGGUAGUCGAUGCUAAUGUUUCUGGUUCUGCUUGUUUUGUUUGUGUGUGUCUGGUCCUCAGCUCUGAGUUGUAAUUUUUCCUCAGGCCCUGGCUGGGCGGCUAGUUUCGGGGAGGUGAACUCUAAGGCCCCCUCUCCUGGAGUGGGCGUGGAUCCAUGGGCUAAUCCCACCCCCAAGCCUGGAGUGGGUGUAGACCCAUGGGGUAGCCCUGCCCCCACACCUGGAGUGGGCGUAGACCCAUGGGGUAGCCCCGCUUCUAAGUCCGGAGUGGGCAUGGAUCCAUGGACUAGCCCCACUCCCAAGUCUGAAGUGGGCGUAGACUCAUGGGACACCCCUGCCCCCAAGUCAGGAGUUGGCGUGGACGCAUGGGGCAGCCCCACCCCCCAGCCCGUAACCACAGAGGCAGAGAAGGGCUGGGCCAAGUUCACUGACUUUCAGCCCUUCUGCUGGUGAGUGUAGUCAUGUGUCAGUCUGUCUUUAUGAACAUUCUGCUGCUCAUCUAUACGUUUAUAUUCGUGUGUGUGUAUUCAGUUCAGAGACAGGUCCGAGGUGCACUUCUCCAGUAGACUCAGAGAUCUGUGGGUCAGACAAAACAAAACCCAGCCAGGACAAGAACUGUAAGUCUGUGUGUUCUCCCUGCAUUGUGUGUGUGUAUAUAACCGUGUGUGUGUGUGUGUGUGUGUGUGUGAAUAACCGUGUGUGUGUUUUCUCUGCAGCGUGUGUGUGGAGUGUGUGUGUGGCGAGGAAGGCUCCCCUGGUAGCAUCAGACAGCUCUUCAUCAGGAGGCUCAGAAAGUGAUGAAGAGGAGGACAAGACUGAAUCUGUUACUAUGGAGACGGUAUCCAAGGAAAUGGUCACUACAGAGACCGUUGUCACAACCGCCGGACGGGAGACCAUCAGACUUAGCAUGGACGCCAAGAACGAGAGAGCUGUCUUCACCAGGUACACACACACAAACACACUCUCUUCUCAGUAGUGCAGUAUAUUCCACUCCCUGCCUUACUGUCCACACCACUCCUCUCAUCUUACCUUCUCUCUUUUCCUCUCUCCUUCCCUCCCACUUUCCAAAUCUGUCCUCCCACCUCGUUUCCUCUCCUCCUCCUCUUCCUCCUCUUUUCCCCAUUUCCUGUCCUGUCCUUCUGUUCCUCUUCUCUUUCCUCCACUCCCACAUUCCCUUCCAUCUUCUCUCCUCCACUUCUGAAUUUCCUCUCCUCUCCAGAGUGUUUCAUCCUGCAGUCAGAGGGUAUGUAGUGUAUGAGGUCUCUAGCCAUCGAGUGUGUUACCUGUGGCGUUUUGUUGCCUUGGGAGUGUGUUACAGAGUGUACAGCACUUUGCAGAGCAAAACCCAAUGGAAACAUAGCCACAGGUGACAUCUGCUAACAUAAAAAAAGUUAAUAUAAAAAUGUUUUUAGUGUCACAUACGCCGGAUAGGUGCAGUGAAAUGUGUUGUUUUACAGGUUCAGGCAUAGUAGUAUGGCGCCCCUGGAGCAAAUUAGGGUUAACUGCCUUGCUCAAGGGAACAUCGACCAAUUUUUCACCUUGUUGGCUCAGGUAUUCGAACCAGCGACCUUUCGGUUAUUGGCCCAACGCUCUAAUCGCUAGGCUACCUGCCACCCUAUUAGCAGUGAAUGGACUGCAGUUCUGCUGUUGAUAACGUCAAACCAAGGCAUUGAGCAUUGUGUUCAGCUGCAUGAUAACUAACUGUAUGUUUUUGACCUUCGACCUUUGGCUGGCCAUCCCUACAUUCCUCUCUGACCCUAUGACUAUGCCUCUCUACUCUAGGUCUAUGCUGAGUUCUGAUGGGUCUACUAGGGGCAAAUCCAAAAGCGCUUAAGUCCUAUAUAGUGCACUACUUUUGGCCAGAACCACAUAGGGCUGCCACAUAGGGCUCUAGACAAUAAUAGUGCCCUAUACAGGGAAUAGGGUACGAUUUGAGACAACCAAUAUGUUAUUAGUUAUGUCUUUCUACUCUUACAGUGAGGCUGACAUGAGAGAGAAAGAGAAGAUGAAAGAGAGGGUGAUGGGUGGAGGAGACCCUCUCAAUGCCACCGCUGCUCCCCUCAAAAUUCGGCCUGCUACCGUCACA
Messenger RNA from Coregonus sp. 'balchen', 12659 nucleotides. The record is from the annotation of a GenBank genome assembly. Lineage: Eukaryota; Metazoa; Chordata; Actinopteri; Salmoniformes; Salmonidae.